Mytilus trossulus (common blue mussel) is the source of this 1326-nucleotide messenger RNA. RefSeq names its product calcyphosin-like protein. The record is from RefSeq and is a predicted model, not a curated record. Gene Ontology annotation, molecular function: calcium ion binding. The coding region runs from base 72 to 632 and encodes 186 amino acids. Lineage: Eukaryota; Metazoa; Mollusca; Bivalvia; Mytilida; Mytilidae. The transcript has 4 exons.
UAUAUAAACGUUAUUUGGACUCGGUUGUUUAGUUGUUGCGUUGGUACAUCGUUUCUCCUUAUCUUAUACAAAUGGCUGACCAUAUCACAGAUUUAAGGGCGAAAUGUUUAGAAAGAGGAGCAAGUGGUUUUCACGGCUUAAGCAGAAUAUUUCGACAUAUGGACGUUGAUCAUAGUGAAUGGCUAAGUCUCAAGGAAUUCAGUGAUGGCCUAAAGGCCUUUGGUCUAAGCCUACCUGAAAGUUCCGUAGAAGAGUUGUUUAAAUACAUUGACAAAGAUGGAGAGAAUGGAAUUCUAUUUGAGGAAUUUCUACAAGCACUUAGGCCUCCUAUGUCGCAGACGAGGAUUUCGAUCAUCAAUGAAGCAUUUGCCAAAUUUGACAAAACUGGAGACGGAGUAAUUACUGUUGAAGAUCUGAGGGGUGUUUAUAGUGUUAAACGUCACCCUAAAUAUUUAAAUGGAGAAAUGACAGAGGAUCAAAUUCUCAGAACAUUUCUUGAUGUGUUUGACCAGGGAGUUAAAGACGGAACGGUGACAAAAGAAGAAUUUACCAACUACUACAGUGGAGUAGGAGCAAAUAUAGAUACAGAUGAAGAUUUUGUGAAAAUGAUGAAAACAGCAUGGGAAAUAUAACAAAAUUGUUUGAUAAUAAUUUCAAUUUCCAUACCAACAAUAUCUGGAAUAAUUUACUUAUAUCAUUUGGGUUGUGAUAGGUGCAUGAUAUUAUUCGUAAAACAGCUUUAAAAUUUAAAGUAUUUUAUUUAACUCUUUCUGAAAAAAAGUAUGUAAAAAUCAUUUAAGAAUAUUUUUGUCUGUCUGACGUUUACCGCCAAAUAUAUAACUUUUAUGGUAAUGUGUUUAGACAGACACGACAUUGUACAUAUAUAUAUAUAUUGUGUAUACAUAGGAAACGUAGGAAACAGUUUCUGAUGUUCCUAACAUGUAUAAUCUAUUUUAUAAUGAAUUUCAAUAAUGUCUAUCGAAAAACUGUUGAAUGGUUAUGCAUGCGCCAGUUUAAUUUUUGGUGAAUGUAUAACACAGGAGGUGUCAUAAAUGAUCAUUAGCUAGUUAGAAAUGUCUUUUUUUUUUAAUGUAUCGGUUGUUCGUAUGAUGAAAAAGUAUUGUGGUUUCCAUUUAUAAACGGUUUUUUUAUGUUUAAGUUAUUUUAUCAAAGGUAAGUAUAAGUAUUUUUGAUUAUCGUAUCAAUAUAUGCAAUACCUAUAGACACUGUAUAGAUUGUUAUGGAUAGAACAUAUUUUAUAAGGAAUGUCAUUUGUAGAGAUUAUUAAGAUUAUAUCUUCAUUGUGUACAUUAAACUCAUCAAAUA